AUGAAGAAUAAUCACAACACAUCAUCAUAUGGUUGUAUCAAAAUGUGGGGUUCAUUUUUUUCUGGUGGAAAAGAUCCAUUAAAAGAUCUCGGAUAUGAGAUACUUCCUGAGAGUCAACAAACAACAAAUAAUCCACGUUCAAUUUGGACAAUAUUAAAUGGAAAGAAAAAAACAACAGGAGAUUUAGUAACAAUAUUUUCUUGUCAAAAUGAUGCUCAUAUUCAAUUAGCAAAAGCAGCAUUGAAGCGUAUGAAAACAUUAAGACAUCCUAAUAUUCUUAUUUAUCUUGAUAGUGUUGAAACAGAUAAAUCUGUUUAUGUUGUAACAGAAAAAGCAGUAACACUUGAAACAUAUUUAAAUGAAUUAAAAUCAAAUAAUAAUGUAACAGAUUUUAAUAGUGAACAUUUACUUGAAAUAGCCUGGGGUUUACAACAAUUAUGUCGUGUUUUAAUAUUUCUUCAUGACGAUUGUAAAUUAUCACAUGGAAAUAUUAAUACAGAUACAAUAUUUGUUGAUGCUAAAUCAUGUGAUUGGAAAUUAGGAUGUUUAGAAUUUGUACAAUCAAUUAAUGAAGCUCAAAUUAAUCUUCCAUCGAGAUUUUUACCUGCUUGUCAACGUUAUGAACCACCAUCGAAGAAAGGUGGAGAUAGUCAAAAAGCACGUGAUAUUUGGCUUGUUGGAACAUUGAUAUGGGAAAUAUUUAAUGGUAAUGGUGCUACAUCAGCUACAUCCUAUCGUCAGUUAGGUUCAAUACCCCGUCCAUUGUCAGCUGCUUAUGGUGAAUUAAUAAAUCCAAAUCCAUCACUUCGUUCGUCUCUGGAUAAAUUACUUCAAUCUCCAUUUAUUCAAAAUAAUUCUUUGGUUGAAUGUCUUCUCUUUCUUGAACAAAUUCAAUUAAAAGAUCCCGGCGAAAAACAAACAUUUUUUACUUCAUUAUCCGACAAAGUAGAUCAAUUUCCUUCACAUAUUAAUGAACGUAAAUUAUUACCACUAUUAUUUAAUGCAUAUGAAUUUGGUUCAUCGGGUUCAGCUGUUCUACCAACUUUAUUUAAAUUGGGCAAACGACUUUCUGAUAAUGAUUAUAAAAAACGUAUUGUUCCUAUUAUAACUAAAUUAUUUGCUUCAACUGAUCGUAUGACACGUUUUCGUCUUUUACAACAAUUAGAUAGUUAUGUUGAACAUCUAACACCAGCUGUUGUUAAUGAUGAUAUAUUUACAAAUAUUUGUACCGGUUUUACUGAUCAAGAACCAGCUAUUCGAGAAGCGACUGUUAAAGCAAUGUUAUAUUUAACACCAAAAUUAAAUUAUAAAAAUUUAAAUAUAGAAUUAAUGAAACAUUUUUCACGUUUACAAACAAGUGAUGAUCAAGGUGUUAUACGAACAAAUACAAUUGUAUGUCUUGGAAAAAUAGCUGCACAUCUUAAUCCAAGUAUACGUGGUCGUCUUCUUAUAUCUGCAUUUGGUCGUGGUACACAAGAUCCAUUUGGACCAUCUCGACAAGCAUCUCUUUAUGCUCUUAAUCAUUCCGAACGAUUUUUUACAUUAAAAGAUAUAGCAACAAAAAUUUUACCAAUUGCUUGUCAUGCCACAAUUGAUCCUGAACUUGAUGUUCGACAACAAGCAUUCAAAACAAUACAAAUAUUUGUUAAAAAAUUAGAAACUGUUUCAGAAAAACCCGAAUUAGCUAUUGAAAUGGAAAAAGACGUUAGUUCAAGUAAUGUUGGCGGAAUAGCAGCAAAUGAAACAUCAUGGACAUCAUGGGCUUUAACAUCACUUUCGAGUAAUAUUGGUAAAUUAACAACAAAACCACAACAACCAUCAGUUAAUUUAACAUUAGCAAAAAGUGAUUCACAAAAUGCUUUAGCAAAUUCUUCAACAACUACAACAACAACAACAACAACAACAACAGCGAAAGCAGAGACAAGUAAUAAUGGACAACCACCUAUUACAACCAAAACAACAACGAAAUUACAAAUUAAAGUAGAAAAAGAAGAACAGGAUCGACAAUCGUCAGCAUUAGCUUCAUAUUUUAAUAAAAUAAAUGAUAAUGACGAAGAAGAUAAAACACCAUGGGAUGAUAUAAAAUCAAAUGAUUGGGGUGAUUCAUUAGAAACUGAAGAUGAUAAAUGGGACGAUUUUUCUGCUACUACACUAUCAUCUCAACCAGCAAAAGCAACAACAACAACAACAACGACAACAACCAAAUCUUCUAGUGUAUCAAAUCCAUCUUCAUGGGCACAAGAUAAACCAUCUUCAACAAGUCAAAAAAAGAAUGAUUGGGAUAGUGAUGCAUUUUUUGAUGACGUUCUUACAAGUGCAACGAAACCAAAACCGAAAACAUCUCGACAUUAA
This is a messenger RNA of Rotaria sordida, 2352 nucleotides long. The record is from the annotation of a GenBank genome assembly. NCBI's taxonomy places the organism in Eukaryota, Metazoa, Rotifera, Eurotatoria, Philodinida, Philodinidae.